This is a messenger RNA of Ziziphus jujuba (common jujube), 1254 nucleotides long. Its product is annotated as peroxidase P7. Lineage: Eukaryota; Viridiplantae; Streptophyta; Magnoliopsida; Rosales; Rhamnaceae. Gene Ontology annotation, molecular function: heme binding; peroxidase activity. The transcript has 3 exons. Bases 105 to 1073 code for a protein of 322 amino acids. The record is from RefSeq and is a predicted model, not a curated record. Gene Ontology annotation, biological process: hydrogen peroxide catabolic process; response to oxidative stress.
CAUAUAUUCUCAAACCCAGUACUGGUUUUCCAUAAGUAUAUAGUUAGUUUAUAUACUUGAAUAGUUUGAAAGCCUUAUUAUUAAGCUCACAUAUUUAUACUUCCAUGGCUUCCUCUAUUAGUACUCAUUUCUUCUUCCUAAUCACCCUCCCUACAUUUGUAAUAUUCGUGUUUUCGGGCUAUGCUACUGCACAGCUCUCUCCCACCUUCUAUGCAAGAAAUUGCCCUAAUUUUCAGAAUAUUGUUCGAAAUGGAAUGAACCAAGCUGUUAGGAGUGAUCGUAGGAUGGGUGCUUCUAUUCUUCGCUUGUUCUUCCAUGAUUGCUUUGUUAAUGGCUGUGACGCAUCCAUAUUGUUGGACGACACUGCGACCUUCACUGGCGAACAGAAUGCUUUUGCAAACCGGAAUUCAGCUCGUGGUUUCGAAGUGAUUGACUCCAUCAAAGCAAAUGUAGAAGCUGCCUGUAGUGGCACUGUGUCGUGUGCUGAUAUUUUGGCACUUGCCGCCCGUGAUGGAGUCGUCUUGUUGGGAGGGCCAUCUUGGACAGUCUCAUUCGGAAGAAGGGAUGCAAGAACAGCCAGUCAAACUCAAGCCAACAACGACAUACCGUCCCCAUUCUCCGACCUCGCCACUCUCACUUCCAACUUUGCCGCCAAAGGUUUAAACGCCCGAGACAUGACGGCGUUGUCGGGGGCCCAUACCAUCGGCUUCGCUCAGUGUUUCACCUUCCGCAACCGCAUAUACAACGCCACCAACAUCGACCCUGCAUUCGCCACCACCCGCAGGGCCACCUGCCCGGCUACCGGCGGCGACUCCAACUUGGCUCCCUUCGAUGCCACUCAGAACAACUUCGACAACAACUACUACAGGGCUCUUGUGGCUCGACGGGGGCUUCUCCGAUCGGACCAAGAGCUCUUCAACAAUGGUGCGCAGGAUGCGUUGGUCAGGACUUAUAGUACCAACCCUGCUGCUUUUAGAGCAGAUUUUGCUGCUGCUAUGGUGAAGCUGAGCAACCUUAGUCCUCUAACAGGGACUAAUGGGGAAAUCAGAAGAAACUGUGGGGUGGUUAAUUAAUUUACUAAUUUUCAUAUUAUGCUUUAUAUAAUGGAGUGGAGAACAAUGGGACUUUGUUACAGAAAAUAAAUGGACAAAGAUCUUGGUCCAAAAUUCACUCGCAUUAAUUGCUUGUUUGGAAAAAUAUUGGAGAAUAAAGUUGUUGUCUGAGUCUGAAGAGAUUUUGGCAUCACUAUUCUAA